AUGGUCUACUCCUUUUCCCUCCCCACAACCUCCCACCUAUCCUUCCAAUCCUUUCUCUCCUCCCCAACCCACCCCUCCCUCCCCCAAUCCGCCUCCACAGCCCGCCACGCCCUCCGCCUCGCCCUCAAAAAACACAAAUGUCUCUCUCCGUCCCAACAAUCAGAUCACCUACAAACCAUUCUCUCCGCUCUAAAUGAGUAUAUCCCCUUCCUUUUCGCCCUCUCGCGAGGUCUCAGCUCCGCCCCUCCUGCCAAUGGAGCAGAGGACAUCGAUAUCCAUCUCCGCUCGGAAAUCGAGGUCGAAUGGCGCGCCACGCUUUCUUCCAGCUCCGCUUUACUUCGUCUGCGACGCGGUGAUGUGGGUGUAGGACGCCACUCUUCUCGCGUCCAUGGACGUGGACUUGAUUUCGAAAUCGCCUUCAUCCUCUCCACGCUGGGGUGUGUGCUAUCAAACUUGGGCCGGAGCAGUUAUCUGAAAACGCUGUAUGCGAACAAGAUGCCGUCGGCCGAGAUGAAGACCGCUGCUGUACAAGCAGCUACCAAGUACCUGCUCCAUGCCAGCAGUGUGCAUGCGUUUCUGGCUUCCUCGUCUUCAUUCGCCGGGUUAUGUGCGGCUCCUACCCCGCAAACUGGGAUGUUUGCCAAGUCCACAUUCACUUCUACUUCUACUUCUACGUCGCCGGCUGGGACUUCGAAUCCACCAGUACCCAUUCCGGACCUCGACCCGUCGACCCAAUCCGCCCUCUCAACCCUCGCCCUCGCCGAAGGUACCCUCCUCGCCGUCGUCAAAGAUGACGCCUACCUCUCUGCAUGCAUCCAGGCACGCAACUCCCUAGACACAGACUGGAUGGUCAAGGCACCUGAUAUCCCUAAAGUGCGAACCUUGCUCUUUGCCCGUCUAUGUGUGCGCGCAGCAGAGUAUGCUGAGCAGGCUGUUGCCAGCGCCGGCGCCGUGGGUGGUAACCGGAAUGAGGCCAAGGUCGACGAGGGGUUGCUAAAUUACAUGCGCAGUCUGGCGAGGGUAUGUCGUGCGAGGGCUUGUCGUUUUUUUGGCGUCGAUGCGGAGAUAAAGGGGAAGACUGGGGAGGGGAUUGCGUGGUUAAGGGCUGGGAGGGGGAUAUUAGGGUUUAGGGGGGCCUUACAGGGGGAGGAAGAUUCUGAUGGCAAAGGGAAAGGAAAAGGGGGGUUUGGUGGGGGGUUCUUGAAGUUGAGGAGGGGGUGGGAGGAGAGGAAGGAGGAGAGGAGGAUUAAGAAGGAAGCUGCAUCUUCUCGUGGGGGUGAGAUGGAGCGUGAGGCGGAGAUGGAUUGGGGUGAUGAUGCGGGGAGGGAAGAGGAGGGGAGGGUGCUGGAUAUGUUGGAGGCGAAGUGGGUGAAGAUGAAUGAUACUGUAAAUACCCAGCUUAUUCCCCCGUCAUCGUCAUAUCUCGCAAGCCUCCCGUCGGGCAGGGAUAUUCACUCCAACCCUGCCGCCUACUCGCCUCCACAGCUUGAUGCGGGACAGCUCGUGCGCAUGCGAGUGCCUCCUGAUACUCCUGAUUCUCUGGAUCUCGAUAGCAGUGGUGAAGAAGCUGAUAAGGCAGAACCUGUGCGUGCGGGAUAUUUCUAG
Molecule: messenger RNA, 1605 nt
Organism: Paracoccidioides lutzii Pb01
Product: pH-response regulator protein palC
Exons: 2
Coding region: 1-1605 (534 amino acids)
Biological process (GO): cellular response to pH
Cellular component (GO): plasma membrane
Source: RefSeq, a predicted model, not a curated record